AUGACCGAAUCCCGUUCAUUCGCAUUGCGCAACACACAACCGCUGACGCGGUCCAACCUUUGGAUAUCUCGCUUGUCCUUCCUCGCCCUCCAUGCUCUCUACUGCGCCACCGCAACCCAUGCUGCCACGACCACAGUCUGGGCCACCCCUCACGACAGCUACUCCUCCUCGAUCGGCGUUCUCGGCUGCAAAGUCGAUACCGAUCGCAUUGCCUAUUGGCCCGGUUCGGUUGACUGCAACAACCUCUGCGUCUCUCUCUCUUACGGCGACCGUACCGUGAAGCUCCUGCGCGUCGACCAAUCCCAGGGCGCUCACGACAUCAGCUACGAUGCCUGGAACUAUCUUGUCACGGGCCACGGGGCCAACGAUCGGCCGGCCGUCGGUGGGCCCAUCGAAAUGCAGGCGGAGGAGUUGGACGCUUCCGAGUGCAAGGACUUGAUCCACACAGAGGGACACAAGCUUCCGCUGUCGGCGGCCAACAGCAUGAACUUCUUGGCGAGCUGCCUCGACCACAAGGACGGCAGCUGGGUGGGCGAAAACCACAUUCUUUACAACAUUCUCGACUCGAUUUGCACGUGGGGAUAUGACGAGCCGUGCGAGCUGAACUGGCCAAGUGAGAACCAAGCUCAGUGCAAGCAUGCUUUGGGCACGCCGAAUCCGCUAAAGGAUGAUCCGGUCUACGAUAUCAAGUAUCCUUCGGGCAAUAAGGUUAUCGCUGGGUCGGGAGAAGUGGUGAAAACGGGAGGGACUCCGUGGGGCGAUGUGGGAGGGACUGGCCAGGAGAAUGCCGCUGCGGGAGGUCUGAUUGGGAGCAGUUCGGCGACACUUUUGAUUGCAUACGUAAACGUCCAACCAGACGCCGCAGCCCCAUGA
Molecule: messenger RNA, 873 nt
Organism: Neurospora tetrasperma FGSC 2508
Lineage: Eukaryota; Fungi; Ascomycota; Sordariomycetes; Sordariales; Sordariaceae
Exons: 2
Coding region: 1-873 (290 amino acids)
Source: RefSeq, a predicted model, not a curated record